AUGUUUUCGUGUACUUGUGUUCCUGUAGUUAAUAGACUCUUCGAACCUAAGAGGGCACAAUAUGGGGGAGGCAUUACAGUAAAUCCAGGAUUUGAUCACAACAUAAAUGGCUGGAAAGUGUUUGGAAAUGGAACAAUCGAGGAACGAGUAUCAAACAACGGAAAUAGAUUCAUUGUUGCCAGCAACAGAACACAACCAUUGGAUAGUUUUUCACAGAAGGUCCAACUGAAGAAAGGAAUGAUAUAUACUUUUUCUGCUUGGUUUCAGUUGAGUGAAGGAAGUGAGUUUGUAUCAGUUGUAUUUAAAAUAAAUGGAAGUGAAUUUGUACGAGGUGGUCAUGUGAUAGCAAAGCAUGGAUGCUGGUCUCUUCUAAAAGGUGGCAUAGUUGCCAACUUUUCAAGCCCUGCUGAGAUUCUUUUUGAGUGCGAGAAUCCAACUGUGGAACUAUGGGCUGAUAGUGUCUCCUUACAACCAUUCACCAAGAAACAAUGGAGAUCACAGCAAGACGAUAGCGUUGAGAGGGUACGCAAGAGCAAGGUGAGAUUCCAUGUAACUCAUCUAAACAAAACAGAAAUGGAAGGAGCAUCAAUUGUCAUCAAACAAACAAAGGCAAAUUUCCCACUUGGAUGUGGGAUGAACCAUUACAUCCUUACAAACUUUGAGUACCAGAGAUGGUUUGUGUCAAGAUUCAAGUACACAGCUUUUACUAAUGAGAUGAAGUGGUAUAGUACAGAGAGAUUUCAAGGCCAGGAAAACUAUACUAUCCCAGAUGCCAUGAUGAAAUUCGCCAAAGAAAAUGGCAUUUCUGUCAGAGGUCAUACCGUUUUCUGGGACGAUGAAACUUUUCAGCCUAAAUGGGUUAAGUUCCUAUCUCCUGAAGAAUUACGAAAAGCGGCUGCAAAAAGAAUAAGAUCUGUGGUUUCAAGGUAUAGAGGACAACUGAUUGCAUGGGACGUUGUGAAUGAGAAUGUCCACUACCACUUUUUUGAGAACAAACUCGGCGAAAAUGCCUCGCCAAUAUAUUAUUCAACAGCUUACCAUCUUGAUCCAGAAAUCAAAAUGUUCAUGAAUGAGUUUAACACCAUUGAAUCAAGUGGAGAUCGGGUAGUCAGCCCACCUAAUUAUAUCAGGAAACUUAAGGAGAUUCAGCGAUUUCCAGGAACUGCUGGAAUAUCAUUGGCCAUUGGGGUGCAAGGCCAUUUUAGACUUGGUCGACCAAACUAUGCUUACAUGAGGUCAAGUCUAGAUCUUCUUGGUGCAACUGGACUUCCUAUAUGGCUCACAGAAACAAGUGUCAAUCCUCAACCAAAUCAGGCAGAGUAUCUUGAAGACGUGCUAAGAGAGGCUUACUCUCAUCCAGCUGUUCAAGGGAUUAUAAUUUUUGCUGGUCCGGAACAAGUUGGUUUCGGCGAUACAUUACUCGCAGAUGCAAAUUUUCGAAAUACUCCAACUGGAGACAUUGUGGACAAGCUGAUUCGUGAGUGGGGAACUGGAACUCAUACAGCCAUAGCAGACAGUAGAGGGAUUAUAGAUAUUUCACUUCAUCAUGGAGAUUAUGAUGUAACUGUUACACAUCCUCUAACCAAACACUCCAAAAAAUUGAAUAUAAGUGUAAAGAAAGGAUCUUCACCGGAAACUAUCCAUGUGAAAAUGCAUGCCUAAAAAGCAGCCACCUUUUAUGUCAAUUUUGACAGAUUAUAGUAAUAAAAUGAUGACU
Molecule: messenger RNA, 1717 nt
Organism: Medicago truncatula (barrel medic)
Lineage: Eukaryota; Viridiplantae; Streptophyta; Magnoliopsida; Fabales; Fabaceae
Product: endo-1,4-beta-xylanase 5-like
Exons: 6
Coding region: 1-1662 (553 amino acids)
Biological process (GO): carbohydrate metabolic process
Molecular function (GO): hydrolase activity, hydrolyzing O-glycosyl compounds
Source: RefSeq, a predicted model, not a curated record